Durio zibethinus is the source of this 1272-nucleotide messenger RNA. RefSeq lists its product as uncharacterized. Lineage: Eukaryota; Viridiplantae; Streptophyta; Magnoliopsida; Malvales; Malvaceae. The record is from RefSeq and is a predicted model, not a curated record. Gene Ontology annotation, cellular component: chloroplast envelope.
AUCUCUUCACUCCUUUCACUUCCUCGCUUAAACCCUGCUCUCAAAAACCCUAAUUCAUUUCCUCUGAUCACGUCCCGCCGCCAUCUCAGUUUCCCUAUCCCAAAUUCCCAAGUUUUUCAUUUCCGGGCCCGAAAGUUUCUCAAUACCCCCUACCCUUCUGCCCACUCAUUUCUCAAGGCCUACGAAUCCGAUUUUUCAAUUGCCACCUCACUAGAACAAAACCCUAAUUUUAAUGAUUUCAAUUUAGAUUCUUUUCUCUCAAUCGCUGAAUUUUUGUGCAUUUUUUCUUCGGCUGUCGUUUCGGUUGUUUGCGCUGUUUCCGGAUGGAAAGGUGUCGUUUUGGGUGGGAUUUGGGGAUGGGUCAUUGUAUGGGGAGUUUCAGGAUUGGUAGCUGGGGUUGCCAUCGGGGCGUGGAUUAGGAGGCGGCAGUGGUGGAGGAUUUGUGUGGAAACGGUGACGGGUGGCGGAGGAGCAACAAAAUUGAAUUUGGUUGAGAGGAUUGAGAAAUUAGAGGAGGAUUUGAAGAGUUCCGUUACUAUUAUUCGAGGUUUGUCUAAACAACUUGAGAAGUUGGGGAUUCGAUUUCGAGUCACAAGGAAGGCUUUGAAACAGCCGAUUGCCGAGACUGCUGCUUUGGCUCAAAAGAAUUCUGAGGCUACUAGAGCAUUAGCAGCACGAGAAGAUAUCCUGGAAAAGGAGCUUGGUGAAAUUCAGAAAGUUUUGCUGGCAAUGCAGGAGCAACAGCAAAAACAACUUGAGUUAAUCCUCGCAAUUGGGAAGUCAGGGAAGUUAUUUGAAGACAAGCGGGAACCUAGUCAAGUGAAAGAUACAGUUGUAGCAUGUAAUUCAACUGAGGAGGCAAAACAAAUGGAUGUCCUUCAGACUCAACCUUUAGGUACAAGCAAGGGAUCUGGCAAUGACAGAGCAUAAGAUUUUGAAGAAGCAGCAGAUGCAGUUGGCGUGUAUGUAAUUAACAGCAGGAUACCAGUUUGUCUGAUCCUUCACUGUACAAGGCACUUGGACUCCCAUAGAUGCCACCAUAUCUGUGCUUGGCAUAAACAUUUUUUGCCUAAAAUCUCCUUGUUUCUUGACCGCUGCAUCCCUGCUACAAUUGAAGAUGGAAAAAGAGCUAGAAAGGGAUAAAAACAUAAAUAUAAAAUGGGAGACUUGCUUAUUUCUGGUUGAGCAUAGAAACAUGCAAAGGUGAAAGGAGUGGCCUUUUUUUUUUUAAUGUAUUUGUAAUUUUUCUUUUUAUGGUAUUCUGCAAUACCA